Messenger RNA from Penicillium cataractarum, 207 nucleotides. RefSeq lists its product as uncharacterized. Lineage: Eukaryota; Fungi; Ascomycota; Eurotiomycetes; Eurotiales; Aspergillaceae. The record is from RefSeq and is a predicted model, not a curated record. The transcript has a single exon. The coding region runs from base 1 to 207 and encodes 68 amino acids.
AUGACACACCUGGUUCCCGUGACGAAUGAAGCAACUUCUCGUGUCCUAGUGGGUCUUGGGGACUCGCCGUUGUACCGUCAGGCCCACCCGCGAGUUCAAGGGCCCUUGUCUCGGCCACUAAUGCGGGCGCGGGAUGGCGUUGAGCUGAGGCCAUUUGUUGGUAUCGAAAGGUCAGAGCUUCAUCUCCAGGAGUUCCAGUCCGGAUAG